Apus apus (common swift) is the source of this 1774-nucleotide messenger RNA. RefSeq names its product AN1-type zinc finger protein 5-like. NCBI's taxonomy places the organism in Eukaryota, Metazoa, Chordata, Aves, Apodiformes, Apodidae. The transcript has 8 exons. The coding region runs from base 407 to 1159 and encodes 250 amino acids. Gene Ontology annotation, molecular function: DNA binding; zinc ion binding. The record is from RefSeq and is a predicted model, not a curated record.
CCGCCAUGUUUCCCGGCAGCCCGCCGUGCCCGCCGCCCUCCUGAGCCUCCCGGCCCGCCCGGCCCGGUGCCGGGUGCCCGGGGCCCGGUGCCCGGGACGCUCAAAAAUCAGAAGCAAGUCCUGAAAAUUUGCCCGUGCGGGGCAGGGAGCACCGUCCGGUUUCCUCCGUGGGGAUCCGGGGCCACUCCCGGGAGGGUCCAGCGCUGCUGGUGCCGAAGGAGUGGUGGGUUUGGGCCGGGAAGGAUUCCUGGUCUGGGAAUGGGAACGACGGGCUGAGCUCUGCGAGGAGAGCCCCGAGAGCAGCGUGGAGAUUCCAGCUGAGGACAAGGAGGAAUAAACCAGAGCUGAUCCACUUCCCAUCCCACGGGAUCUCUUCUAGGAGGCCUGGGGCCUUGGAGGAGUGAGGAUGGCUCAGGAGACCAACCAGACCCAGGUGCCUCUGCUCUGUACCACGGGCUGUGGAUUUUAUGGCAGCCCCCGCACCAACGGGAUGUGCUCUGUUUGCUAUAAGGAGUUUCUGCAGAGGCAGCAGAGCAGUGACCGGCUCAGCCCCCCAGAGGGUUUUUCUAAAGACCCUGACUUAGAUCCUCAGCUGAUGGAAACCAAGGUGUUUCUGUUGAAAUCACUUCCAGCAGAUGAGGAGCUGGUUCUCAUAGCUUGGAGAAGUUGCAAAGUUGGGUUUCCAGCCCCCAGUGGUCCCACCAGCAGCCCCAUGGCUGCCGACUCGGUCGCCGGGCAGCGCGCAGAGGGAGACUCCACGCCUGAGGAUGCAAAAGCCAGUGCUCAGACUCCUGUGACCCAUCAGAUGACAGCCAUGAGCAUAUCCAGAGAAGAAACCAGCAGUGAGACAGAGGAGUUCACCAAGACAGAAGAAGCCUCAUCAGCAUCUUCCUCAUCAGGUACCCUGCUGGAAAUAUCCCAGAACACAGCUGAGGGCAAGACAGCUCCAGAAAAACCGAAGCCAAAGAAGAAUCGUUGCUUCACUUGCCGGAAGAAGAUCGGGCUGACUGGCUUCGACUGCCGCUGUGGGAACUUGUUCUGCGCCAUUCACCGGUACUCCGACAUGCAUGCCUGCCCCUACGACUACAAGGCAGAAGCUGCUGAGAAGAUCCGUAAGGAGAACCCCAUCGUUAUUGCUGAGAAGAUCCAGAAGUUGUGAAAGGGGGCUGAGCAGCUGGAACUGCAGCCAGGUGGCCUGGUGCUCCUCCUCUUCCUCCCAGCUUUCCUUCGCUUCCUCCCAGCCCCGUGGGGGUGCCAUGGGGACUCCAGCAGCACACACCGACCAGCACCCGGACAUGGGGACUCCUCACACCUCUUGGGCAGACAUUUGGCAUUCCUUCCCUCCCUUCCCUGCCUGUCUGACACUCACAGCUCGGCUGAUCCGUUCUUGACCAGCUUCCCGAGGGAAAAGGGACCUUCCUGCCCCACCAUUCCAGAGCUGAGACCAUCAGACUUGUCUUCUGCUGGGGUGGUUCCUGCAGCGUGGGCAGCUGGCUCUGCUGGGCAGCCCUUCCCUUCAUCCAGCAGCUCCAAGUCCUGCAAACCAACUGGGACUCAGGGCUGGAGCCCACCAGCUGCCACUGGGCAUUGUUCCCUCUGCCUUUCCAUCUCUUUGUGGCAGAUAUGAAACCAGGAGCUGGGGAAUCCUGGCAGCCAGGCUGCCCUCUGCUCCCUGAGAGGUGUUUGGUCUCAGAUGCAGAGAAGACAAUUCUAUAAUUUUAAGGCCCUCAACCCCCUUCACGUGCUGCUGUGGAAGCUCCAGGGUGGCCAAGCA